This is a messenger RNA of Cavia porcellus (domestic guinea pig), 7580 nucleotides long. It is a transcript of the gene Gabpb2, whose product is annotated as GA binding protein transcription factor subunit beta 2. Gene Ontology annotation, cellular component: nucleus. NCBI's taxonomy places the organism in Eukaryota, Metazoa, Chordata, Mammalia, Rodentia, Caviidae. Gene Ontology annotation, biological process: positive regulation of transcription by RNA polymerase II. The coding region runs from base 252 to 1721 and encodes 489 amino acids. The record is from RefSeq and is a predicted model, not a curated record. The transcript has 10 exons. Gene Ontology annotation, molecular function: protein binding; transcription cis-regulatory region binding.
CGUACUCGCGACCUUCACUUCCGGGUCCGCCAUUUUGUUGCCUCCAUUUCUCCACGAGGGGGGGGUAAAGGCCCCCAAAAUAUGCAUACAUGAAAAGGCCAUAAAAGUAACCGUCAUUGACAGGGAGUUUUUAAUUAGAGGAGAAAACGAGACCAAACUGGCGGGCUCGGUGAAAGCGCGGCCGGCAGCGUCCGGGACGAGGAGAUUCAAGGCUUUGUGCGUGCCAGGCAAGCACUCUACCACUGAACUACAUGUCCAGUCCUUCACACUCUUAUCAAAACAAGAACAAUCAAGAAACAAACCAAAAGAAGAAAAGAGAACAGUGUCCGAUUCAAGCCACCUGCAAACCUCUGUUCCUAUGCAUGAAGAUGUCUCUAGUGGACUUGGGGAAGAGGCUGCUAGAAGCAGCAAGGAAAGGCCAAGAUGACGAAGUGAGGACCCUGAUGGCAAACGGUGCCCCAUUCACCACAGACUGGCUUGGAACAUCUCCACUGCACCUUGCAGCCCAAUAUGGUCACUACUCCACUGCAGAAGUACUGCUUCGCGCAGGCGUCAGCAGGGAUGCUCGUACUAAAGUGGACAGGACCCCUCUGCACAUGGCUGCGGCUGAUGGACACGCACACAUCGUUGAGCUGCUUGUUAGGAAUGGUGCAGAUGUGAAUGCCAAGGACAUGUUGAAGAUGACAGCCUUGCACUGGGCCACAGAGCACCAUCAUCGGGAUGUAGUAGAGUUGCUUAUCAAGUAUGGAGCUGAUGUCCAUGCUUUCAGCAAGUUUGAUAAGUCAGCUUUUGACAUAGCCCUGGAGAAAAACAACGCCGAGAUUUUGGUCAUUCUCCAGGAAGCAAUGCAGAGUCAGGGCACCGCUAACCCUGAGAGAGCCAACCCUGUGACCAGCCCCGUGACUGUGGCUGCUCCAUUCAUCUUUGCUUCAGGAGAGGUGGUUAACUUUGCUAGCCUCGUGUCUUCAGCCAACGCCAAAACAACCUCAGGUGGCCCCCAUGCCUCAACAGUACAGUUCUCAAAUUCUACCACCUCAGUGCUGGCCACGCUGGCCAGCCUCGCCGAGGCAUCCACUUCCCUCUCCAACUCACACAGAGCCACAGCCAAUUCAGAGGAAAUCAUAGAGGGAAAUUCUGUUGACUCAUCAAUUCAGCAAGUGGUGGGGAAUGGAGGCCAGAGAGUCAUCACCAUAGUGACUGAUGCAGUCCCUCUGGGUAACAUCCAAACUGCCAUCCCUGCCGGAGGCCUUGGCCAGCCGUUUAUCGUAACUAUGCAAGAUGGACAGCAAGUUCUAACUGUACCUGCUGGUCAGGUUGCAGAGGAGACUGUAAUUGAGGAGGAAGAAGAAGAAGCAGAGAAAUUACUAGUGACAAAGAAACCAAGGAUGGGAGAGAUAACAAAUAGCGUGGAGGAAAGUAAGGAAGGCAGCGAACGAGAGUUACUACAACAGCAACUCCAGGAGGCCAAUCGGAGAGCCCAGGAGUACUGGCACCAGCUCCGCCAGAAAGAGCAGGAAGCAGAGCAGUACCGCCGCCGGCUGGAGGCCAUGGCCCAGCAGCAGUCCAACGGAGUUGACUUCACCGUGGUUGAAGAGAUAGCCGAAGUAGAUGCUGUAGUCAUCACAGAAAGGGAGGAGGAAGGAAGAGAGACAGAAGUGAUUAGUUCGGGAGGUACCACAGAGCCUCAUGCAGGAGUUUCUAUGGAAACUGUUCCAUCUUAAUAUGCAAGAUCCACAGCUUGCACUGUGUUCAUCUUACUCCUCUUUUAAGAAGAAAAUGCAUCCAGGAAUGGUGGCACAUGUGUGUAAUCUCAGCUACUUGAGGCUGAGUCAGGAGGAUUGGAAGUUCAAGGCCAGCAUGGACAACUUAGUGAGACCCUGUCUCAAAAAAUUUUUAAAAGGGCUUGGGUGUAGCUAGUUGUAGACUGCUUGGCUAGCAUAUGCAAGGCACUAGGUUCAAACCUUAUUGCCACAAAAGGAGGAAAAAAUAAUACAGAAUGCAAAUGCUAUAUAAAACCUGAGAGUGUCCUUAACUAAAGAAGCUGGAGGUGAAGGUCAGUGGUAAACACUUGCCUGUCAUGUACAAGGUCCAGGAAUGACCCUCAGCACUGGAAGGAAAGAAAGCCACCAAACAACAACUAUAGCAGGAAACAGUGCGUGGGCCCAGGGAGGCUCUGUAUGCAACUGGAAAAUUUGAGGUCAUAUAUAAGGAAUACUUUCUCUAAGGAACCAAAAAAGGAAAGACCAAAUUUCUCAGUUCACAUCACUGCUUUAAACAUAGAGAUACGACUGCUAAUAUUGUGGGUUAAUUAUUUUUUAAAUAACUUUCUAUUAAAAGCUUUUUGAGAUAACAUUCCUAAUACAUACACACCAAAAGUCUGUAAUAAUUAUAUCAUCAAGUGACCUAAAAAUUUGCCUUAAAUUUAUGAAAUUAAUUUGGAGGGAGCUUAGAAGCAGACUUUGGGGAAAAGAACUACUGUAUUCUACUUCUAAAUGAGCAGGACUCUUAACUAUCCUGAGUUAAUUUCCUGAAAAGAAAUUUAAUGAUCCCCUUACAAGUUUGUGUCAAUUAUGUAUCCAUAGCUCUGAUCCCAGUUGACAAAACAAAAGUAGCUAGGCAUGGGUAUAUGUACCUGUAAUCCCAACUACUAUAAUCCCAACUACUAGGAGGCUGAGGCAGGAGGAUUGCAAAUUAGUGGCUCCCUGGGCAGUUUAGGGAGACUAUUUCAGAAUAAAAGGCUGGGGAUGUAGCUCAGUGGUGAACACCCCUGAGUUCAAUCUCUAGUGCCACCACCACCACCCCCCAAAAAAGAUGAGGGCAUAGCUCAGUGGGAGAGCAGGUAUGGUGAGUGUGGGUACUUAGCAUACAGGGUCCUAGGGUCAAGGAAAAAAGAAAAACCUGAAAUUGAAUUUUUAAAAACUAGAUAGAAGCUAGGCAUGGUUGCACACACCAGCAUUCAGGAGGCUGAAGUAGGAGGAUUGCUGAGAGUUCAAGGCCAGCCUGGGCUACAGAGUUUGUUAAAGGCCAGCCUGAAUUAUAUAGCAAGACCCUGUGUUAAAAAAAGAGAGAAAACUAAAUAGAAAUCUUAUUUGUGUCGAAGAAGUAUAUAUAAAACCCAAAUCCCCAGGCUGUAUUUCCAGAGUGCUGGAAAAUGGCUGAAAAGAGGCUUACAAGGUUAUGAAACUCUGAGCUUGACAUACUGACUUUGCACUGGCUGGAUUUUAUGGAACUGUAGUUAGGCGGGAGUCUGUUGUCAAAACUACUUGCUUCCAAACAUUUUAUGAGACCUUGUGGAAUUUUUAUGUCACUUAGGACAUUUGCUUUUCUGUGUAGCGUCUACCCUCUUAAAUGCAGGGAAAAAAGAAUGACAGUUUUGUUUCUGUUUGAUUCAGGAGAAGUAAGUUGCUGCUUUGUAAGCUCAGGUCUCAAAUAGAACUUUGUGCCUUACCGUGCUCCGUGCAUGUUGGCAGAGGAGCAGCUGCCAGUGCUGUGAUGAGAGGACGGAGGGGUCUGCCUCACCGCUGCCUCCAUCCCUGCUUCCAUUGUGCCUGCUCUCUACCCAGGCUUGGGAAGUGUUUCCGUGUGGGCUUUCUUCAUGUCAUGAAGUUUUUUCCAAAGAAAAGGGUGUCAGGUGGAGAGCAGUGCAAGAGGUCACCUUGCACAUGUCACUGCCCUUAAACUUGGCCUUCAUCACCGUGUACCUGCUGGCCGGCCUGUUUUGUUGUAAAUUAGAAGGAAAAACCAGAAAGAUGUGUCCAGUAAACAUCUAAGGGACUGUUUAGAAUAUAGUUUUCUUAGUUAGCAAUUGUGAAGAAAACAAACAUUUUUGGGGGAAAAAAAUUGAUGGUUAACAUAGUUCUGUUUACCAUGAUUAAUAAUUCGCUGCUGUAUUGCAGAGGUACGGAAUCUUUUGGGGCUCAAAAUAGACUGAAAAUGUAAUUCCCCAAACCAGAUUUGAGAAGAGAAUUUGCUGUUAGAAUUUUUGAAAUUAUUCUUGGCCCUGGUUACCUUGGGCUUCCUUCAAGGUCUGGGUACCUAGCACAUCAGCUGAUCAGAGACUGACCUGGGCUGCAGAGGAUGACAGAUGAGGGUAAAGGUGAAACUGGUCUCUGCUGCUAGGUCUCCCUGUUUGUUUGUAGUGUUUUCUUUUUUGGCUCCUUUUGGGAACCAGGUGCUAACAAUAAGUUGUUGUGCAUUGCAUUUCAAAACUUAGCUUAACAGUUGAGGGACCAAAUAUCACUUUAGAUGUCUUUUAUAUUCCUGAUGCAUGUGCUGACUUUAAAACCCCAACCCAGUUAAAGGAGUGGAGGUUUACUCAGUAGAAGAUGUCGAAGCUCAGCCACCUCACACUCUGGAGUAGUUACUGAUUGGGGGCGGGGGUGUCCUUUUUUUUCUUUUAAGACAGGAUUUUGCUAGGAGUUCAGGCCAGUCUUGAAUUGUGACAGUCAUCUUGCCUCAGCCUCCAAAAUGGAGAAUGUCCAUCCAAUGCUUCCUUCUAAGCAUACAGAGUCCCCAUUUUGGGGGAACUAUUUAGCAGUUCGCAUUACUCUUUCUAGAGAAGAUUAUCUUCCCAUCCUAUUCCCCAAAAUUCUCUUAUACAAGCCAAGUCAUUCUUCAUGAUAAAGGCUCUGAGAGAUGGUUUUGUCAGAGGAGAAGCUCAGAUAGGGAGGGACAGAGGAGAAAUGACAGAAAAGGGAUGGACAGGAAAAGGAUAUUCAUAUUUGGGCCAGGGAUUUAGCUCAGUGGCAGAAAUGCCUGCCUGGCAAGUGCAAGGUCCUAAAUUCAAUCCCCGGUCGUCACCCCCCCCCACCGCCAAAAAAAAAAAGGAUAAAGGAUAUUCUUUUUUUAUUUACUUGGAGUCAUCCUGGUAGCAUUCCAGAAAAGAGAAGUAAAUUUGAUCUUCAAUUGUAUUGCCACAGUAGAUCAGAUGCUUUGACACAAUUACAAAUUAAAUACUAAAUUAAAUACCAGGUGUGGUGAUGCUUGCCUGUUAUGGGAGCACUCAGGAGGCGGAGGCAGGAGGAUCACUGGGAGUUUGAGACCAGCCUAAGCUACAAAGUGAGUUCAAGGCCAGCCUGAACUGCACAGUGAAACUGUGUCUCAAAAAGACCAAAAAAGCCCUUAUGGUGGCUCAUACCUGUAAUUCCAGCACUCUGGGAGGCUGAGGCAGGAGGAUCGUUGCGAGUUUGAGACCACCCUGGGCUACAAAGUGAGUUCAAGGCCAGCUUGAACUGCAUAGCGACAGCCUGUCUCAAAAAGACCAAAAAAAAAAUAAUAAUAAUGUGUUUCUCCAGUACUACCUUAUGAUUUUAUGUAUCUUUCUGAAUUAGUUGUAAAAGUUGGGAAAACAUGGCUUAGAUCUGGGUUGGCUGGUUUAUUGGUAAGGUUGGAUUAUUACAAAUCAUGUAACACAAAUGGUGCAGAGUUGGUGUUUGAGCAGGAGAAAUUUGGAGCUUAGGAUAUUUAUGUUAAAGCUAUAUUAGCAAUAUCUUAGCAAUGUCAGUAUUACUAUUAGGAGUUUUAGAAUCUACACUUGCAUUGUGGUCUUGUGCCUUUCCCCAAGAAAAAAAGAAUUUUAUGUUUCCUUUCUUAUUCCUAGGUUCAGGGAAUCUAGCUAUAAAAGUCUGAGUGCCUGCUCCCCUCCUGUUACUACCUCUCUGGGAUCUCCUAAUUAUAGUCAAGAGUUGAGGUUCCAUGACUGAAACAUGGGGGAACUCAGCUGUAGGGUUUUCUUUUCUUGCCAGGGAUUGAACUGAUGACCUCACAUUUGCCAGGUAGGCGCUUAUGCUGCUGAGCUAAAUCCCCUGCCAGGUUCUCUCUGUUUUGAACUCAGUGCCUUAAAAGACGUUCUUUCUCUGUCAGAUACAGACUUUGUUACUUUUUUCCUUUGCAUUCCCCUCUUUUUCAGCCUUACUCCUAUACCCUUAAAAUGUUUGUGUUUGUCAGUAAUAUUAAAGUUUAUAGCAAAUAAAACACAUUUUUCUUUAUAUCACUGUCAAACAAUGAUUUUACCAGAGGUUUCUGCAGUUGAAAUUACAUAUUGUUACAAGCAGGGUAGUUUUUAUAUCCCUUUUCUAUGUUAGUAUAUGUUUGUAAAUUUUUGAAGUUUUUCUACUUUUCUCUUUAUUUGAAGUUUAGCUGUAAAGUACCUGGUAUAACCUGGAGAGUUUUUACUUGUUAAACACAUAAAAAGGUUUCUACCAGGUGUGUGGCCUAUAGUCCCAGCACUUGGGAGACUGAGGCAGGAGGAUCCCUGUGAGUUUGAGGCCAGCCUGGGCUACAUAAUGAGUUCAGAGCCAGCCUGAACUGCAUAGUGAAACCCUGUCUCAAGAAACAAAUUUUUCUUGGGAUUCAGUGAACAGGGUAAGGAAGCAAACCCAUUCCUUCACCCCUCUGUGGGAUGUGCAUCAGCAGGCAGCAUGCCCAGGAAGGGCCAGUACCUGGCUCUAAAGGCAGUUUGUUUAGCAGGAAUUACGGUGACAUCACAUGUGCCUCAUCAGCCACAGAGACAGCGCAGUCCCUUCAUGCCUGCAGAAACAAUUGCUCCUACACUUAUGAACAGAAAAGAAACUCCAAAUACUGGGUCAUGGUGGCAGAAAGUUACAUCCUGUACAUCUACAUUCCUGGACUAGAAAUCUCACCAUUUUGAGGAAGGUAUUCCUUUCCAGAAAGCUUGUGCUAACAGUGUUAGGGACUUCCAAAGCUAGAGGAUCUGAGGCAUUUGGUAAACUCUUCCUAGAAGAGUUCCCCAAUGGGAAUGAGUUUUUGAAGAAUGGCUUUCCAUUCUCUGGUCCUUGUGCAGAUCUGGACAACUAGGAAAGCAGCUUGCAGACUGAGCCCGUGUGGAUACAGCUCUCAUCUAGCUGCAUUUUACAAGAUUCGCUCCUUUCUGAGUUAGCACUCUGUUUCCUGUGCCAGUUAGUUUAGAGACAGGAGCCAGAAGAAUGUGAAUUAGGGUUAAAUAGUUUGGAGCCUUUGCUGCUGCUUUUCCCCACCAGGAGACACAGUGCAGUUUGGCUUGUUUCUAGCGGGAGAUUGUGACCCCAUCUCACUCGCCCUUCCUCUGGCCCACGUCCACUGCCUGACUCUGCUGUGCCCUUGAAUUUCCCCCAGCACUGGAGCUUAAUUAGAGGCCCCUUCUAGGCCUGGGCCUUAUCUCUCUUCCCUCUACCCCCUCCCUCCUCACACAGAUCUUGUUUAUUCUGGUGGGUUUGUUUCUGACUGCCAGGUUAUACCCUCGCUGUGGCUGUGCUCCCAGUUGGCUCCAAGAUCUUCCUGCAGAGAUGACGGCAGAUGGCUACAGCGCUUUCUGCUCCCCGCCAAGGCCAAUGGUUGAGGAGGGACAGAUUCUUUCCAUGGUGUCCUCUGUUUUUCAGGUUGCCUGACAGCUUUAUGUACAGUGUGUAAUUAGGAAAAUUUAAAUGUACUUUUUUUAUUGAGGGUACAGUUUGACUUUUAUGAACAAGUUUGUGUGUAUGAACAUUUAUAUGUACAUAUACCUAUAAAGAUCUAUAUUAUAUAUACAAUUUUGUACUAUCAUUUAAAAUAAAGACGUUUCUUAAUAAAAUAUCGAAGUCUUA